AAAUCCCUCCUUUCCCCUUCAUUCUCUUCUUUCUUUUCUUCCCUAAUCCGACAACCUCCGCUUUCUUAGUUCUCCUCUGUCUCUCAAAUCAAUUUCGCAAUUGAUAUCUGCGUUCCAAAGAAUCCAGUAUGAUGGCUCAAUUGACAUAAUGGUAAUUGGCACCUGACUUGAUGUUGCUGAAAAUCCUCGAUGGUAAGAAGUGAGAAAUGCUUUCCAUCAUACCUAAGUUGUAUCCAGAUCUGAGAAAUGCUUUCCAUCAUACCUAAGUUGUAUCCAGAUCGUAUAGGAUCCUUUGUCAACUAGUUUUGUUAAUGCUGAUGUAACAUUUGUUCGAAAUGGAAGACGGGCCGAAUAUGAAUCCUAGUGGAACACAAGGUACUUUAUUAACUAACACCAACACCGACACCAAAAGCUAUAAUGACAUUAUGACUCGCCGUCUAAAGAACAGAGAACGGCAGCGUAGAUAUAGGGCCAGAAAGCGACUUGAAGCUGACAUGCAGAAAUCUCAUGUCCUAAGCCAACCAACAUUACCAAAAGUGGAGUCGCAACUAAAUGGGACCUUUAACAAUGGGACGGCACGUGUUUAUUGUAAACGGGAUUGGAAAAAAGAUGCUAGAAGAGCUCAUAUAUUCAAGGGUCAAGACACUCUUAAUGCUUCUAUCCAGUCUACUCUUGACACCACUGUUGAAAGCCAAAUAUCACACUUGCCCCCUGGGAUCAGGGACGAAGGAUCUGCUGGAAGGGAGUGCAAUUUAGAGAAUUCUGGUAACUUGCACAACAGUGAAACUAGGAAACCUAAGCUCGGUCGAAGAGACUGGAAAGCAGAUGCAAGAAUGAAGAAGAGUUGAGUUGGUUUUACCGAGCUGUUUUGUAGAAUAAAUGUAUCACUGUUACAAAAUCGAACGGUGGAUAGCGGUUGUUUGGUUUGCUGAAGAUCCCGAAGCUUUGCUGGCUAUACAACUUAUGGUGUGGUGAGUCGGUUUGUUUCUGUAUUUAGGAAGAGCUUUUAUUGUUUUGUGAACUUUUACAACAUUUUCAUUUUCAGAUGGCUACAUAGUAUAUAUAUCCAACAUGAAGAACUAUUGUGUGCAAACUUUAUUUAAGUAUAGAAUGCUUUACAGAAAGUGGAAGAUUAAAAUUGCACGCGAGUUUCAAUUGUCAAGAAAGAUGAUGGUAUUAUGUGACAUCAACAUUUAAUCAUUGCUUUCUCAUCCUG
Molecule: messenger RNA, 1216 nt
Organism: Hibiscus syriacus
Lineage: Eukaryota; Viridiplantae; Streptophyta; Magnoliopsida; Malvales; Malvaceae
Exons: 2
Coding region: 336-848 (170 amino acids)
Source: RefSeq, a predicted model, not a curated record